GACAGUUGGCAGUUUGACACGUUGGGCCUUCAAGAGAUCAGCGGGGGCCAUGCGCUGUCGGCUCUGGGGUUCUUUCUGAUGCAGCGCGAGGGGCUGGUGGAGAGAUUUCGCAUGGAGCCGCUCCGGCUGGCCCGACUGCUGCGGACUUUGGAGAGUGGCUACCCAGCCAGCAACCCCUACCACAACUCGGCUCAUGCCGCGGAUGUGCUGCACACUCUGCAUGUGCUGCUGCACGGGGCUCAGCUCACAGAGCAUUACCUGGACAAGCUGGGCCUGAUGGCGGCGUACUUUGCAGCGAUCGUUCACGACUACGGCCACCCGGGCCUCACCAACGACUUCCUGGUGGCAACCUCUCACCCCCUGGCGCUGAGGUACAACGACCGGUCCCCCCUGGAGAGCCACCACGCGGCCGCGGCCUUCACCCUGCUGGCCGACAGACCCGACCUCGACGUCACUACGGGUCUUAGCGCCGCGGAGAGGGCUGCAUUCCGGAAGCAGGCGAGGGGGGGGGCAGGGGGCCCUGUCGUUGAGCUCGUCCUGGCCACCGACAUGAAGCAGCACUUUGCCAUCCUCAACCAGUUCAACACGCGCCAUCUCGUACCAUGCAUGGGCCGUCACUCGAAAAAUAUAUCCACACUCACGAAUUGCGUUUCUUUGCCGUACUUUUGCCGUACACGCCGUACACAGGUGAUGCUCAAGGCUUCCGACAUUGGCCACCUGGGGGCGAGUUUGGACCGCCACAAGCGGUGGCUUACCGGUCUUGAGGAGGAGUUCUUCCGCCAGGGCGACCAGGAGCGCCAGAGGGGCCUCCCAGUCAGUCCGCUGUUUGACCGGGCCAAGCAGGGAGUCAGCAAGAGCCAGGUGGGGUUCUACGACUUCGUGGCGCUGCCGCUGGUGCGAGCCGUGGCGGAGGCCUUCCCUGGCGCCCUGCCCCUGCUGCGCUGCUUCUCUGAGAAUUACGAGUAUUGGAAG
Volvox carteri f. nagariensis is the source of this 972-nucleotide messenger RNA. It is a transcript of the gene pde10, whose product is annotated as 3'5'-cyclic nucleotide phosphodiesterase. The annotation marks the transcript as partial. Gene Ontology annotation, biological process: signal transduction. Gene Ontology annotation, molecular function: 3',5'-cyclic-nucleotide phosphodiesterase activity. The transcript is spliced from 5 exons. NCBI's taxonomy places the organism in Eukaryota, Viridiplantae, Chlorophyta, Chlorophyceae, Chlamydomonadales, Volvocaceae. The record is from RefSeq and is a predicted model, not a curated record.